Anthostomella pinea is the source of this 3879-nucleotide messenger RNA. The record is from the annotation of a GenBank genome assembly. Lineage: Eukaryota; Fungi; Ascomycota; Sordariomycetes; Xylariales; Xylariaceae.
AUGGCCGAGAAGCAGGAAUCCAAGCCGACCGUUGAGUCUUCUGCUCCGGAAGCUCAAGCUCCCAAUGGCGAGGUCGCCAACACUCAUGGCGAAACUAAUGCCGAGGACACCGAGGAGGACGCCGGCGAAGCUCUCUUCCCCUUGACCAUCCGCCUUCCUCACGAGCCCAAAGAGAUCAAGGUUAUGGUCGCUCCCCAGGAGCAGAUACACGAGCUGCGUCAGUCCGUCAUCGAGUUGCCCUCCGCCUUCCAAUACUCCUGUUUCCACCUCGAGCACGCGGGCGAGCGCAUCAACGACUUCAUACAGAUCUCGGAUGUUAAAGGGCUCGGCCCGGACGCAGAGAUCCGCCUGGUCGAGGACCCCUAUACUGAAAAGGAGGCGAGGAUACACGUCAUUCGUAUACGCGACUUGAUCGGUGCUGCCGGGGACCGUACCGACACUCUGCACGGAGUUCUUCCGGGUGUCUCCGUAUUCGACUUUGUCACUGCUGAUGCCAAAGAUGACACCAACGCCCAAGCCAGUGCGUACGACUUCGAAGCCCCUGCGAAGCCCUCGACUCUCUUGCCCAAGGACGAAGAGCCCGCCCCGAAGACUGUCAAGUCUGUCUCUUUGUCGCCAUGGAACCCCCCGCCAUACCACCUCAGACAGCGAGGCCACUUGCUGUACCUCCUUGUCACGACCAAUGAGGGUGAGCAGUACCAGAUCACCUCGCAUGUCGGUGGAUUCUACGUCAACAAGUCCUCAAACAGCAAAUUCGACCCGUCAUCCCGAGCAGCCCCUAAAGGCCACUCGGCGCAUUCGCUGUUCACGCUACUAACAGAGAUCUCGCCUUCGUUCUCGGAGUCCUUUGAGCAGCUGCUGAAGUUUAACAACCGCAAGGACCCGUUGGCGACAUUCCAGAUGACAAAUGCGAUCCCCGCUGCGCCUUGGCUAGUCCCUUCGCAGUCGUCGCCCCUAUGUGCGCACAGCUCAGAUAUUACCAGGACACAGGAGGGCUACCUGAUUGCUGGCGUGGACAACACCGACACUCUGCGCGACUGGAAUGAGGAGUUCCAGUCCGCUAGGGAGUUGCCGAAGGAGAACAUACAAGAUCGCGUCUUCAGGGAACGAUUUGUUUCCAAGCUCUUCGCUGACUAUACAGAUGCCGCCGCUCGAGGCGCUAUCCUGGUUGCCCGAGGGGAAGUCACACCACUCAACCCAACUGAGGAACGGGAUGCUCAGAUUUUUGUGUACAAUAAUGUAUUCUUUUCUUUCGGAGCGGACGGUGUCGGCACCUUUACGUCGGAAGGCGGAGAUGACGCUGCGCGGGUGGCUACCGGAAAGGACGUGAAUGGCGUGCGGAUUGUCAAUCAACUCGACAUUGAUGGUCUGUACAGUCCUGCUACAGUAGUCGUCGACUACCUCGGCAAGCGUAUCGUGGGUCAGACUGUCGUACCGGGUAUCUUCAAGCAGAGAGAGCCCGGUGAGAACUCGAUAGACUACGGUGCCGUUGAUGGCAAGGAGGUGGUUGCUGCUGACGAGAGGUUUGCCGCCACCUUUGAGAAGCUUUCACAGGCCCUGCGGGUUAAGAAACAUGCUGUGUGGGACAAGGACGGCAAGAGAUUCGACCUCGAAGCCAGCGUUGAGACUAAGGGGUUGAUGGGUACAGAUGGUCGCAAGUACGUGCUUGACCUGUACCGGAUCACCCCACUGGACGUUCUAUGGUUGGAGGAGAACGAAUCCAAGGGCGAACCCGACGGCACGGAAUACCCUCACCGUAUGACAGUCCUCAGACCAGAGCUUGUUGAGUCCAUUAGGAACCAGAAGUGGACGGCCUGGGUAAACACUGAGCUGGCUCGCCUGAAGGAACGCUCGGCGAAAGAUUCCAAGAAAGAGGAGAGCUCAGACGAAAAGAAGAAGAGCUUAGAAGAGAAGGAGAAGCCCUCGGAUGACAAGGAGAAGAUCUCAGAUGACAAGAAGGACAGCUCAGACGACAAGGAGAAGCCCGAUGUCGAGGGUUCCAAAGACAAUGACGAUGAGGUGGAUCUCGACGAAGACUUUGAUACUUCGAAGUUCUCCUUCGCUCUCAACCCGGAUGCCUUCAGCGGACAAGUCCCCCAGACGGAGGAAGAAAAGAAGGAAUUCGAAGCUGACGAGGAGGAUGUCCGGAAUGCCUGUAAGCAUUUGCGCGACUCGGCAAUUCCCGAAUUCGUAAACGAUAUCAAGACGUCGGAACUGCCUUUCCCCAUGGACGGGCGAUCUCUCACCAAGAUGAUGCACAAGCGCGGGAUCAACAUGAGGUAUCUUGGCAAAAUCGUAUCUCUCUGCGAGGGUCCCAAGCUUCUGCGUUUCCGAGACCUCUGCUUGCAGGAGAUGAUCUCAAGAGCAUUCAAGCACGCGGCGGGCAAGUACCUACGAUAUCUGCCGAUACCUCUUACCUCUUCCUGCAUUGCUCAUCUCCUGAACUGCCUACUCGGCUCUGGUUUGAACAGCAAACCAAGUGCUGAAAUCGACGAGUCACUGAAGGCUCUGUACCCAGAGGCGGACCUUGCUUUUGCGGAAGUAACACCUGAAAGUCUGCGGAAGGAACUCGAGCUCCAGACAACUCGUCGAUACAAGUUUACUCUGGAACCGGACUGGCAUACGAAGGUGAAGCACAUGCAACUGCUGCGUGAAAUCUCAUUGAAGCUUGGUCUCCAGAUACAGGCCAAGAACUUCCAGUUCGGCAAUGAGAGUUCCAGCACGACGAACGGGGCUACCACGAACGGUGUUAACGGUCACGCAAAUAGCGACGGCGAGAAAAGCAAGAAGAAGAAGAAGAAGGCCAGAGAUGGUUCACCCGCUUCAAUCGCUUCUUCUGUCGGAGCUCCUUCCACCUUCACUUCGGAUGACAUUGUCAACGUUGUGCCCAUUAUCAAGGACUCGGCGCCCAAGAGCGCUAUUUCAGAGGAGGCUCUUGAGGGUGGCCGCCAGUCAAUCAUGCAGAACAACCGGAAGAUCGGCCAGGAGCUGUUGUUGGAGUCAUUGACGCUUCACGAGCAGAUAUAUGGAAUCCUCCACCACGAGGUUGCACGGGCGUACUCGAGCCUAGCUACAAUCUACUAUUCCCUCGAGGAGAAGGAAGCGGCUGUCGACUUAGCGCGGAAGGCUGUGAUCGUAGCAGAGCGGACAAUGGGUGUGGACGCGGCCGAGACCUUACUCUACUACUUGAACCUCAGCCUGUACAUUCAUGGUUCAGGCGACGGAAAGACGGCACUUGCAUACGCCAAACAUGCCCUGGACUUGUGGAAGAUCAUCUAUGGACCCGACCAUCCCGACUCGAUCACCACCAUGAACAACGCAGCUGUCAUGCUCCAACACAUGCAGGCAUACCACGAGUCUCGCACCUGGUUUGAGGAGGCCCUCGCCGUCUGUGAGCGCGUCAUGGGCCAACAGUCCAUCCAGUCCGCCAGCCUCCUAUUCCAGCUCGCCCAAGCACUGGCCCUAGACAGCGAGUCCAAGGCCGCCCUGGGCAAGAUGCGCGAGUGCUACAACAUCUUCCUGCACGAGCUGGGCCCCGAGAACAACAACACCAAGGAGGCCGAGUCGUGGCUCGAGUCGCUGACCCAGAACGCCGUCGCCAUCGCCAAGCGCGACAAGGAUGCCCAGGCGCGACGUGUGCGGGCGGGCAUAAGGUUCCCGCCGCGCAACCUCGCCGGCGGCGGCGGCGCCUCGGCCGUCGCCCAGUCUGCUGCCGCCCUCACCAGCGGCAAGCCCAAGUCGGCCAAGCCGGAUGCCCGGAGCAUCGACGAGCUCCUCAAGUUCAUCGAGGGCAGCCCCGGCCAGAAGAAGAGCACCCCCAAGAAGCAGCGCCCCGGUCAUAAGGCGCCCAAGACGCGCAUUGGCGCCGCUGCGUCGUGA